Raphanus sativus (radish) is the source of this 912-nucleotide messenger RNA. RefSeq lists its product as uncharacterized. NCBI's taxonomy places the organism in Eukaryota, Viridiplantae, Streptophyta, Magnoliopsida, Brassicales, Brassicaceae. The record is from RefSeq and is a predicted model, not a curated record.
UGCAUAGCAGUGUUCUCAUGGCAAUCGCAUCCGCUUUACCCUUUUCUUCUCUUUCUGAAUAGAGAUGAAUAUCACAACAGGGAAACGGAGGCGCUGUUGGUGGGAAGACGGAGAGACGCUUGGAGGUAGAGACCUCGUCGGCGGUGGGACGUGGCUCGGUUGCAGCAGGAAUGGCCGUAUCGCUUUCCUCACCAAUUUCAGGGAGACCUCCUCCAUCCCCGAUGCUAAAUCCCGCGGACAUCUCCCUCUUCGUUACUUGCAGAGCGAAAAGAGCCCUGCCGAGUUUGCCCAGGAGAUCGAAAAGGAGGCUUCUCUCUACAACGGCUUCAACCUCGUUGUCGCUCAUGUCUUGUCCAAAUCCAUGUUUUACGUUACCAACCGCCCACUCCACGGUGACAAGCAGCACCUCGUUACGCUUGUCUCUCCAGGGAUCCAUGUCCUUUCCAACGCCAACCUCGACUCUCCUUGGCCCAAGUGUCUCAGGUUGAGAGACGCUUUCAAUCACCUUCUCACCCAAAACCAAGGUGUUGAAUUCCCCCUUAUGACUAUGGUGGAGGAGGUGAUGACUGAUACUCUCAAGGACCAAGAACCUGUCCUGCCUCCCGUUUUCACUCCAGAGAUUGAAUACCAUCUCAGCUCUAUCUUCGUCGACAUUCCUAGACCUCCUGGUCGUUAUGGGACCAGAAGCAUCUCCGCCCUCACCAUCAAGUCCCACGGUGAGCUCUGUUUCUUCGAGAGGCAUCUUGAACAUGGUGGUUCCUGGAAGGACCACACUCAACACUUUGUUAUACAAAAUCAAUGCUUUACUUGACUCCCUCUCUCUCUCUCUUUUUUACAAGACUUAUCACAUUUGUAAUUUGUGCUUGUAUCUACUACAUAUAGAGAAAACAGCGCUCAUGUCUUUUAUUCCAA